Messenger RNA from Pichia kudriavzevii, 4668 nucleotides. RefSeq lists its product as uncharacterized. Gene Ontology annotation, biological process: regulation of ARF protein signal transduction. Gene Ontology annotation, molecular function: guanyl-nucleotide exchange factor activity. NCBI's taxonomy places the organism in Eukaryota, Fungi, Ascomycota, Pichiomycetes, Pichiales, Pichiaceae. The record is from RefSeq and is a predicted model, not a curated record. The coding region runs from base 1 to 4668 and encodes 1555 amino acids. The transcript has a single exon.
AUGUCAAUAGCUUCAGCUAGUGGCAAAGAAGGGAGUCAUGGUUUCAUGAGCAGUCAUGAUCUACCGACCCCCAAUGAGGAUAACCUAGCUUCCAUUGAUCCAUUGGCUUUUGUCAUUCAGGAAUGCACAUUUAUUUCAAGCUCAAUGCGCAAAAAUAACAGAAGCACUUCAAAUCCCUUUGCUUCGAUCUUAUUGAACCAAUUUUUGACCGAUUCGUCUUAUCCAGAUGAUUCAAUUUUACAAGCUUCAGGAAGUUCCGGAAAUUUGAAUAAUUUCCCCAAAGUGCCUAAGAGUUCGUCAGCUUCUUCCAAAAAUAACGCAGCUAGGUUUAAGGAUGAUGAUCCUUUCCUUUCAGGAUUUGUUGAAUUACGUUCAAUUCUUUCAGAAACAGAUGAUAUCUCUUUAAUUGAUAUCAUUACUUUACUACAGCCUUUUCUAGUGGUGAUUAAAUCUCCAUCAACCUCUUGUUACAUCACAAGCAUUACGAUUUCGUCUUUGACAAAGUUUUUCAAAUAUAACAUUAUCAAUGAAAACCAAUCAAAUAUUGUACAAGCUUUAUCGCAGAUUGUGUCAACAUUAUCUCAUUGUAGAUUUGAAGGUGCAGACCAAACACAAGAUGAUAUUUUGCUAGUUAAGAUUAUACAGUUACUGGAAGCAAUUGUUAUCUCAAAAUUGGGUUCUUUGUUAACAGAUGAUUCAAUGUACGAGAUAAUUUCAACUUGUUUCUCAUUGGCUAUUAACACCAGAAGAAGGGAUAUGUUAAGAAGCGCCGCUGAGAAUUCCUUAUUAACAAUUACUCAAGUUGUUUUUAGUAAAUUGAAAAAUUUAGAAUCAAUUCCAGAAAUUGAUCAUAAUACCAAGAGUUCCAAUGUUGAAUUUUCUAAUGAUUUAUUACCAAAUGAUACCAUAGGUAGAUCAACUCCUGUGGUAGAGUCAAACGAUGACCUACUGCAAGAAAAAAGCAACGAAAGAGAUGAAGAAGACACCUUAGUCCAUAACGAACAGAAAGAGGAAGAGAAAAGUCCAACUGAAGGCAAUGUGCACGAAGAGAGUAAUACAUCCAAAGAAAAGGAAUCUUUAGAACUCGUUAAUCAAGAAGCUGAUCUGUCUCCUUAUGGUAUACCAUGUAUGUCUGAAUUUUUGAAUCACACGAUUGAUAUUAUUUCACCUGAGAAUAAGUAUAGGUUUACUGAAAGUACCAGGGCUCUAGCAUUAGAAAUUCUGAUCAGAAUUAUUGAAGUCUCAGGAGCACAUUUAGCAAAACACAGCCAACUAUUCUCUCUAAUUUCUGAUAAUUGCUGUCAUCAUUUGGUCUUAUUAAUAACUAGUAGUGACUCAAUGAUCUUAAUUUCUUCUGCAAUGAAGUUGAUUCUUUAUUUCUCAUUGAAUUUUCCUAAUUUGCUAAAAGCGCAGUUAGAAUUGGUAUUUAAAAGCAUCUUCGAAUCAAUACUUGCAAAUGAUGAGGUUUUGCACACAAGUUUACAAGAUUACAGAGAUUCAGUUUUUGAAAUGUCUAAGAAGGGUAAAUUUGAAACCAAUUCCUUAACUGAAUCCGAGAUCGAAGAUCUAAGGAAAGAGUUUGACACAGGUAAGUCACCAGAAAUAAAGGAAUUUUUCAUUGAAAGCUUAAGCGUUUUAUGGUGCAGAUCACCAUAUCUCUUUAUUAACCUGUUCAAGUCAUAUGAAUCUGAUUUUGAAAGGUCGGAUAUAACUGAUCGUUUUCUUCAGAUUCUCUGCAGACUGUCUUACUCAGAUUGCUCUAUUGUUACUACCAACAGUGUUCCUCCAAUAUGUUUGGAUGGGCUACUUUCUUUUGUUAAUAAUAUUUACAAUAGAGUUAAAAGAGGAAUAGCCGAAAAAAUUGACCCUGAAGCCGCAGAAAAGGUAUCUAUUUUACAAUCAUAUACACAAAAAUCUGAUUUCAUCGAUUGUAUUAGGAUCUGGAAUGAAAAACCCUCAAAAGGUUUUGAAGCCUUGCAUGAAAAAGGAUUUAUUCAGGACCCAUCUGACGAUAAGGAGGUUGCAUCGUUUUUGUUUACCAACUCUGGUCGGGUCGAUAAGAGAAAACUGGGUGAAUUGCUUGCUAAACCAACAAAUUCAAAGUUAUUGAAAGAGUUUGUUAACUUACUAGAUUUCAAAAACUUGAGACCUGAUGAGUCAUUGAGGAUACUAUUAAGUUAUUUUAGAUUACCAGGUGAAGCCCAACAAAUUGAACGUAUCGUCACAAUCUUUAGUGAGAGAUAUAUUGAAUGUCAAGAUUAUACUGAAGAAGCCGAUGAGGAAGACACGGAAAAAGUUUUGCCGGAUGUGGAUUCAAUGAUUGUCCUUUCAUUUUCUAUCAUUAUGCUAAAUACUGAUUUGUAUAACCCAAGUGUUAAGAAACCUAUGACCUUAGAUGAUUAUCAGAGAAAUGUUCGUGGCACUUAUAAUGGUACGGACUUUCCCUCAUGGUACACAGAGAAAAUCUACUAUAGUAUUAAGGAAAAGGAAAUAAUUAUGCCAGAAGAACACAAGGGAUCUCAGAAGUAUUUUGAAAAUGCAUGGCAUUCUGUUGUUGCCGAACAAGAGUCAAAAAAGAUGACAGACCAUGAUUCAGUAACAACUUCUUGGAUUACCGAUAAUGGUUCUUCAUUAUCAGAAUUAUUAGCAUUUGAUAAAAUACUGUUUGGAAAGCAUUGCAAAAAUUUGAUAUCUGCUUUUGUUAUUAUGUUUGAUGACGCUACUCAUGAUAGCUUAAUAACAAAAAUGAUGUCAACUAUUGAAAAAUGUGCAGCAAUUGCUAUCUUUUUUGGCAUGGAGGACAUCGUAGACUCCGUAAUCGAAAUAACUGCACACUUAUCAACUUUGACCGGCGUCAAGAAGUCUGAAUAUUCUUAUGAAGUGAGAGAUGUGUUGCCAAUUAUAGAACUUAACAACGAUAAGGAAAAUGAGCCCUCAAUUUAUGUCAGCGAUGCUUCAAUACUAUUUGGCAGAGAUUAUCGUGCGCAGUUAAGUCUAAUUGUUUUAUUUAGAAUUUUGAAAAGAUUCAAUUACAAAGUCACUAAAGGAUGGUAUUAUUUAACUAAAGCUAUCUUGAAAUUAUUUGAAAUUGGCAUGUUUGAUCCAAAUGUUUUCAAGGAUUUCCAGAAGAAACUUCAGUUUGAUCAGUUAGCCAAGCCACCAGCUGAAUUCAGAUUGAACGAAUCGGAUGUUAACAAAGAUGGCGGCUUAUUCUCAACUUUUUCUUCAUUCAUGAAAGGUAUUACAACCGAGACACCUGAACCAACUAGAGAAGAAAUCGAGAUCACUAUAUCAUGUUUGGAAUUUAUUGAUACAAUAGGCGUUAAAGAUGUUUUUUUCCAAGUGAGUAAGAUAAAAGACAAUGAGAAUAUGAAUAAACUAACGCAAAUAUUGUUGGCAUUGUUACCGCACAAGAGCGAUUCAACUGAGAGGUUUUUUGCUGAAGAAUCUUUAUUACUUUUAGAGCUAUGCGUUUGCUACUUGAUCAUUACGAAAAACAACAAACUAAUCAACCAAGUUUUCAGUAAAUGUGAUUCGAUUAUUUCAGAUACUAAUGAGAUGAAAAUGUCCACAAUAUGCAGAAUUUUGUCUUACAAACUUUUGCUACUAAAUGUUUGCCAAAAAAAUGAAAAUAAUAAAUCUGUUUUGAAGUCUACAGUAGAGUAUAUAUUCGCAUUAUCAAAGAAUUCUCGUGACUCAUUUGUGAAACACGGGAUUAGUGUUUUAAUUCCAUUGGAACAGCUAGCAUUAACCAAAGAGUCAUGGUGCUCAAAGGAAGUGUUGUUUAGUGAUACCUAUUGGAACAUUAUCAGAAUAAUUGCAUCGCUACCAAAGAAUACGGAAAGUGUUUAUAUAUUCAUUUUUACCGUUGUCAAGCAACACACGCAGAUCAUAGAGUAUAGAAAUUUCAUGAAUAUCCUAGGAUUAUUGGAUGAAAUAUCGGCUGUUGGUGCCUAUGGGGCCCAAUGGGAACAUGAAUAUGAUAAGCUAAUUGAUAGUGGCGUGAACGUUAUUGAUAAAAAGAAUCCUUUUCAGCACUUAGUUGACAUUGGUAUUAAGUCGAUUACACUAACAAGUGAUUUAGGAAAGGUUAUUAAGACAGAAUCAUUUCAAAAAUCAGUUGAAGAAAGAAAAGAAACAAAUCAAAAUAUAGUUGUUUCAUGGUAUCCGUUAAUCGAGGCGAUUUCUCACCAAUGUUAUAACCCAUGUAGACAAAUUAGAAAUCAUGCAUUAAAUGUAUUGGGCCAAUUGUUACUUAAGUCUAGUACUAUUCCGCUUGAAGAGCUAUCUAUUGACAAGAUAUUUGAAGCUGCAUGUCUAAGAUUAUUGGUGGAGUUAAUGAAGCCGGAGGUUAAUGGUACUGAUGUUAAGGGUAUGACAAAAACCCAACGUGAUGUUAUUGGUUUAUCGGGUAAAGUCAUUAUCACACACACUUUUAAAGAUUUGGAAAAUGCAGUCGAAAAGCUCUUUGCUGUUUCCAGUCAAUUGCUACAGCAUAAUAGAAACAUCUAUCCUCAUACAGGCCACGAAGACGAAAUUGUAGAACUACUUAGAAACGUUUUGAUGGUCAGGAAAUCUGAAUUAGACCUCACCAAAUUAAAGGGAUACAAAAUGGACGGUGUUCUAAAGAAAUUAGUCGAAGAGGUGAUAAAUAUCUCCAAUCCUUGA